GGGCGCGGCCACGAAGCAAAGAGUGUGAAGCAGAGAAGCAGGUGACGCGACCUGACAGCCUCGCGUUCUAGAGCGAGUAAACGACUGGAGUAAAUUAUUUUCAGCUUGUGCCACCUGUAAUUCAGUCGUGCAGAAGUUCAAAAUGGGUUCGAACUGGAAGUUAUUUCCGUUACUUAUCAUCGUCCUGGCCACGUGCAUCCACGAAGGACUCGGUAUAAAAUGCUGGGUAUGCAGGUCGGAUUCUGAUCCUAAAUGCGCCGAUCCGUUUGAUAACACGACCGUUCCAAUUACGGAUUGUAAACAAGAACAACCUCUUGACCACUUACCGGGUGUGAAACCUACGAUGUGCAGAAAGAUCCGACAAAAAGUGAACGGAGAGUGGAGAUACUUUCGUAGCUGUGCAUGGAUGGGGGAGCCAGGUAUCGCAGGGGAUGAAAGGUUCUGUUUGAUGCGCACAGGGACCUACAAUAUCUUCAUGGAAUAUUGCACAUGCAAUAGUAAAGACGGCUGCAACACAGGACCAUUGGUACAUUCUAAUCAGUUUGCUGUACUGCUCGCUGCAUUAGCAACAUACCUUGUGACUUGUUUUUAUAUUAGAUAACCAAGUAGUACUUGAAAGGCAGAUUCAAAGAUGAUUUAAGAGACUGGAACCACGUGUUCGAAUGUUUAUCCGUCCACAUGUACAAUAACUUCAUGAUCAUAAGGGAUAUGAAUCUCCAGGGUUUUUCAUACUGUCUGUUUGCUCAGAUCAAAUAUUAUUGUUGAUUGAAAGACCUGUUUGAUGACCUAGAAAUGUAAUUCCGUUAAAUUCAAUAGCAAUAAAAUGGAGAUGAUAAUCUGGUACAAAUAAAAAUUAAAUAGUAACUUGUAAGUGACUGAAAAGAGGCAGCUUAUUUGAGCAAAUUUUGAAUCAAUUUUGAACUUCUAUACAUCAAGAUUUAUAGCAAGCUAUUCAUCCAAUAAUUUAUAGCUUAAUACCUUUUUAGUUAUUCUCAUUUCUAAGGUACAUUAAUUUUUUUAAUGGAUUCUCGCAAUCACGGUUUAUCAAAUUAUUCACUUUUUUAGAUGAAUACAAAAGCAGCUAAAGAUUUCUCUCCAUUAUGUAUAGAUGUAGAGCAAAGCUUGAUGCACUGAUAAUUGUAAUAUUACAUUCCAAAAACUAUUACUCAAUGAAAAACUAGUGCCUUGGCUUAUUAAACCUUAUAUGAACUAUUCAAGAAAGUAUAUAUACAUAUCAAUGAUACUCGUAAGUAUACAUACAAUAGUCUAGAAGUUGAGCAUAAUUUAUACGAGCUGGGUGACCCAAUAUUUAUCUGUUUCGUUUCAACUUUUUAUAACAGAUGUUUUCAAUAAUCGACCAUAAUUUGUAAUUUUAAAUUACCCUUAGAUUUAGAACAAUGAUUAUACAAGACGUUUUUAUAUUUUUGUACAACGUGCUGAUAUUCUAAUUCAAUAAAGACGUAAAUAUACAAUAUAAAUAGCAA
Messenger RNA from Diprion similis, 1484 nucleotides. RefSeq lists its product as uncharacterized. The record is from RefSeq and is a predicted model, not a curated record. NCBI's taxonomy places the organism in Eukaryota, Metazoa, Arthropoda, Insecta, Hymenoptera, Diprionidae. Gene Ontology annotation, biological process: positive regulation of voltage-gated potassium channel activity; regulation of synaptic transmission, cholinergic; sleep. The transcript is spliced from 3 exons. The coding region runs from base 143 to 601 and encodes 152 amino acids.